UGAGGAGAGCACGCGCUGCUUGUUAGUGUCACUGCGCAUUCGCGCUUAAACCGCUUUUUGGGUUGGACAUACGAGUAUCAGAUCUGCACUGGGAAUGCAUUUUUUAACGCGCUGUCUGUUACUUUGUUGCUUUUUGCCGUAUAUGGACGCCGGCUACGAUAUGAUUGGACCCGUUCAGAAUCUGACGGCGCUCUUACAUGCCCGCCACAAACGUCAUUUGACUUUCGGAAAUGGCGGCUCCAUUCGUUUAGUUGUGGGCCCCGUCUUUCCAGUGGCCCUGGGCGAUAAGAAACCCUGGCGUGGUAUCCUGAUCUUAUAUAACAUCCAUCUGGGUAUUUACACGCUGCCCUCGGAGCCGAUCCAUCCAUGGGAUAAGUGGGAGGAGAUAUUCGCGCGCUCGCUUCAACGGAGAAUACAAGAAUUGGAUGUGAUGCAAGAAGAUGAAACGCGUCUAUAUGCCUACAUAGCUUUGGAGCACUAUAUGGACCAUAACCAGUCGGGAGGCCCUUCUGUGGGAAGACGGUGUAUGCUGCGCUCGAUUUGUGAGAAUGCACAAAUUCAUCACCAUGUGGGUCUUAUGGCUGAGUUAUUAAAUAUUUUGCUGACACCUGGCAAGACCCGCAUUGAUGAGGAGUAUAAGGAGGCCUAUGCCGCUGGUUUGGCGGGCGUCGAUUGUCUUGAACAAUAUUCCGAGUGCCCGCGCGGUCAAAGCGUUUUCGAUCACUUCUCAGUGGAUUAUUGA
Molecule: messenger RNA, 742 nt
Organism: Scaptodrosophila lebanonensis
Lineage: Eukaryota; Metazoa; Arthropoda; Insecta; Diptera; Drosophilidae
Exons: 3
Coding region: 95-742 (215 amino acids)
Source: RefSeq, a predicted model, not a curated record